Strongylus vulgaris is the source of this 637-nucleotide messenger RNA. NCBI's taxonomy places the organism in Eukaryota, Metazoa, Nematoda, Chromadorea, Rhabditida, Strongylidae. The record is from the annotation of a GenBank genome assembly.
AAUUAAGGUACCUUCUUCUAACAUUUGUGCUCAACGUCAUCACUAUUUUGGUAACUGUAAUCAUCAUUAAUGUUUAUUUUCGUGGGCCAACCACUCAUCGUAUGCCAGCAUGGGUACGAAAACUAUUUCUCCAGUGGAUGCCUUUUGUGAUGUGUAUGCAACGGCCAAAGUCAGCUUCACGAAAACUGUUGGCCAGUCAGAAGAGAGGAGUGGCGCAGCUUCCCGGCUUAGGACAAUUUACCUUUAAUCCAGCCACACAUCAUCCAUUCUGUCCUAGUGCCGAUGACAGGACAGCUUCUGUAAAAGUGCUGAACAGCCCGCCUGAAAUUGUCAGGGAUCCUGUGACGGCGGCAUUUUAUCCACUCUCUCCAGAUGCCCUGAGGGCAAUUGAUGCUAUUGAAUAUAUAACAGACCACCUAAAACAGGAUGAAGAGUUCAAAAUGUACCGUGAUGACUGGAAAUAUGUGGCAAUGAUUAUUGAUCGAUUAUUGCUUUACGUCUUUUUCGGCAUCACUGUUGGUGGCACAUGCGGCAUACUUUUUAGUGCUCCACACAUAUUCCAAGGAGUGGAUCAAAGAGAGGUGCUGCGAAGGCUUAUCGAAUUGUACAAGAGCGGCGGUAGCGGUGGUAGCUGAGU